Messenger RNA from Linepithema humile (Argentine ant), 2550 nucleotides. It is a transcript of the gene eIF2Bepsilon, whose product is annotated as eukaryotic translation initiation factor 2B subunit epsilon. Lineage: Eukaryota; Metazoa; Arthropoda; Insecta; Hymenoptera; Formicidae. Gene Ontology annotation, cellular component: eukaryotic translation initiation factor 2B complex. Gene Ontology annotation, molecular function: translation initiation factor activity; translation initiation factor binding; guanyl-nucleotide exchange factor activity. The record is from RefSeq and is a predicted model, not a curated record.
ACUAGUGCAGCCAGUUCAGCUAAAAAGAACAGACUUCUUGUAUCGAUUAGAAUGUUGCUUUAAAAAUUUCUAUGAUUAUAAAUAAAAUGCUUUAUAAUAAUUUAUUGUUGUAAAGCUGCAAUUGACAAUGCAGGAAUGCAUUCCGUGUUACUGAUUACAUGCAGCGUGAGAUUGUGAUAACUUGUAAACGACUCAUAUUCUUCACCUAACCUAAAAUUUUCUCGUAGACAGCAUAUGAAUUUUCACUUGUCUAUAACAAAAUAUAUUAAAACGUGAAGCUUAUUAAAUAUAAAUUAUCGAGUUAAUCACCGAAACAAUGAAUUCGAAAGUGUGUAAGAAGAACGUUCUGCAAGCUGUCAUCCUUGCGGAUGAUUUUACAACAAGCUUAACUCCGUCGCAAAAUAUAUUUCCGAGUAUUCUGAUGCCGGUGAUAAAUAUACCGCUUUUCGACUACAUAAUGGAAACGCUGAUAAAAUCCGGAAUACAAGAAGUAUUCCUUUACUGUAGCAGUCACGUAGACCUACUAAAAAAAUAUGUGAAGGAUAGGAAUUACAGAGAUACUACAAUAUCUCUGAUCAUUUCCGAUGGCUGCAGAUCUCUCGGAGAUGCUUUACGAGAUAUCGACACAAAAGGCUGGAUCAGAGGAUAUUUCAUAUUGAUACGUGGAAAUGCAUUCAUCAAUACAGAUCUUAAAAUUCUACUCAAUGCUCAUCGUUUGAAAGCUGAGAAAGAUAAAGGGACAGCUAUGACCAUGGUAUUGCGGAAUUUUGGUUCAACAAAGAAUUCUCAUCUUAAUGAAGAAACAUCUCUGGUCGUAUCAGAAAAAAACAGUAAUAAAAUCCUGCAUUACACAAAACUGAAGAACAGUGAGAAAAAAGUGAAGCUGGAACUAAACUGGUUCCUUGAUCACAAUGAAAUAGAAAUCAACACAUGCUAUUUGGAUACUCAUAUUUAUCUGUGCUCACCAUCUGUUUUACCACUCUUUGCUGAUAAUUUUGAUUUUCAGACGAUGCAUGAUUUUAUUCGAGGUGUAUUGAUGAACGAAGAGAUUUUAGAUGCAAGAAUUUAUUGGCAUCAAUUGAAUGUGGAAGAUUAUGCUUUGCCAAUUACAUCGUGGAAAGCUUACCAUACACUUACUCGGGAUAUUUUACACAGGCAUAGUUUUCCUCUCGCACCGGAUGCUUUCCAUUCCUUAAAAAAUUUUAUAUGCAUGUCACGAAGCAUGUAUAAACACAAAACUGCAACUCUUGCUAAAGGUUGUAUAUUGGAAAAAGACUGUAUUCUUGGACACAACAGUACGUUAGGAAAUAAUACUACAGUUACAAGAUCUGUGAUUGGUGAUGAUUGCAUAGUAGCUAGUAACGUUAAGAUACGUGAUUCUUAUAUUUUUUCAAACGUUAGAAUCAGAGAUAAUUGCAUCAUUAGGAAUAGUAUCUUAUUUCCGAAUUGCCAUAUCAGAUACGGUAGCCAAAUAGACGGAUGUAUAUUGUAUCCUGGAGUUGAUAUUUCAUCUCGCAGUAUACAUAUCGAUAACAUUGUAGAAUCUACAUCUAAUGUACUUAAGACUAAAAAAAUGUCUGAUCCCGAGAUUAGCGAGGAAUUUUUGUAUUUUAAGAACAACGAAGUAACUGAAUGCAAUGAUUGUUCUACCGAGUCGUCAAGUAGCGAAGAGAAUUCAGAGCGCGAUUCCCCGGUCCCGGACGAUACGAAUAUGUUUCUGUCCGAAGUUAUAGAUAGUUUGUUACGCGGUUACCAGGACAAACUCAAAUGUGAGAACCUAAUUCUCGAAAUAAACUCUUCGAGAUAUGCGUAUAAUGUCACCAUUCGCGAGGUCACAUACAACGUCAUUAAAGCAAUCCUCAGUUUGCCGCUGCACUAUCUUUCAGAAACAAAAACUUCCGUUAACAAUCAGAACUAUCAAAAAAACUUGAAAGUUAUGAUAACUUAUUUCAAUACUAUUAUUUUGAAUUAUAUUAAAAACGAAGACGCGCAGGAUGACUGUUUACGUGCUAUAGAGGACGUUGCCUACACGACUGACGAGCUGUUGCCAUAUACACAACACCUGUUGCAUCAGUUUUACGAUCGCGAUAUAUUGUCGGAAGAGAAAAUUCUAGAGUGGUAUGAGACCACUAAUGAAGACACGGAUGUGCUUCAUAGUAAAGUUAGAAACGCCGUUCAGCCUUUCAUUAAAUGGUUGCGAGAGGCGGAAGAAGAUUCUACCGAAAGCGAUGAUGAUUAAAUUAGUAGUUUGCAAGGAUGCUCUUGUGCCUGUAAAAUAUUGUAAAUGCAAAUACAAGGAAACUAUAGUCUGUCCAGCGAGAGAAAACCCACGAAUCGGACAAAAACUCGUCCGUUCGGCGCAAGUUUUCCCGAAGCGCUUAAAACUAUCACUCCACAGGACUCUACUGCUCGUGCAGCUUGCUAAUGCCAAGGCUCUCCCCACUUUGCCCGCUAUGCUUCUAUCCGCAGACCAUGGGUAUUCUCUUGCUGGACAGAGUAUAUACAUAAUGUAAGCACAAUAUAUGAAUACAUUAUUCAAAAACUGGUAAA